Habropoda laboriosa is the source of this 1060-nucleotide messenger RNA. RefSeq lists its product as uncharacterized. The transcript has a single exon. Lineage: Eukaryota; Metazoa; Arthropoda; Insecta; Hymenoptera; Apidae. The coding region runs from base 1 to 990 and encodes 329 amino acids. The record is from RefSeq and is a predicted model, not a curated record.
AUGAGGAGCACGCUGCUUUUAUUCCUCUCUCUAAUGGCGUCUUCCUCGGCAGCACCGUAUCCUCAGGACACGUUGUUCCCUCUGGACAAGGACGAGCCUCGAGUUUCCACGGAAACCGAGAUUGUCACCGUCAAGGACGCGACGAAUCACCGAACAAAAAACCAAUCAGAGAAGACCGACAGCGGAACGAAAGAUUCGAGAACCUCAUUGCUCUCCUCUUCAAUUCUCAACGACCGGGACAAUCGAACUGAAUCAGACACCGGCGAUCCGCAGCGCAACCUACAAUCACACGAGUCUUCUAAUAACAAAUUGUCCAAGAAACAUCGCAAACAAAAGGCCAUUCUCUACAAUUAUCCUUUGGUGCAACAGCAACUUCCGUUCUCCAAUCUGCCGUACGACGUCGAUUAUCCCAGCGACAAUUUCGACACGGAGGAAAGGACGACGAUAGGCGAUUCGAACAGUUUCCAAGAGAGCAACAUCUUCUACAUAAGACUACCACCUACACCGUACAUGUUCGUCCCUGGUUUAGGUUACAUCUCUCAACCACCGACUUACUCAACCUCGAGUCUCCGACCGCAAAUCCCUUUCGUCAGGCCUGCAAGACCGAAACCAACUUACCAGCAACAACAACAGCAACCCGUUAACCCUUUCAUCAAGCUGCCCAUCGAUUUCGUGAGCAACGGGAAACCAACGUCCGUGUACCAGUGGCAGAAGAAGACGAACAAGAAACCAACAGACAGCCCAAUCACGAAUCUGGACAGUUUGUCGGCCGAGUUCGUGAGCAACGGGAAACCAACGUCGAUCUACCAAUGGCAGAGCAAUCUGAAACCGAUCAACAAGAAUGACGAUUUGGUUAACAACCUGGACAAGGGACCGUACACGUUCAAUGGUAAACCGACGAGUUUCUUUCUGUUGAAAGCCGACGGUACCAGCACGGCGCAUCAGCCAUUACGGUACCCGGACUACCAGCAGGAUAAUUCGUACUAUUGAAGAGAGACCGAGGAAACUAGCGGUGGUUAACUAUCCUUGCUACCGAAACAACCUCGAAUCCUAGGAAUUG